AUGACGGACUACUCGAGCUCAUCUCUGCCCUCGGCCACGUCGUCAGUGAAUUCGUCGAAUUCUACUAUAUCGUCUGCGGUGGCCACCUCAUCGCCCGCUGGUUCAUCGACCGUGCUACCUUCGCAGCCAACUGACGGUCCCACAACUGUCUCAGCAAUAACGCCAUCUGUUCCCACCGCAGACGUCACUUACCAGCCACCUGCUGCACCAACCCCGACGGCGGUGGCUGGGCUGUCGCCUUAUACACCUGCAGGCGGACUCGACACCAAUAGUACAGCGCCCCUGUACCGCCCCUUGUCAGACUUUGACUUCCAGUCUUUGACUCUGGCCCUCUAUCAGGAGUAUAUUGAGCUCGACCUUUUCCAUCAUGGGCUCGCCCAAUUCUCAGCCUCCGAAUUUGAGGCUGCGGGCCUGUCAGCGCAAGACCGGUUCCUCAUCGAGUUCAUGGCCGAUCAGGAGGUUGCCCACGCUGAGUUGCUUUCCAAUAUUAUUGGUCAAGGUGUUGCGGCGCAGCAAUGCGAGUACUCAUACCCAUUCGACACUGUUCGCGACUUCAUCGACUUCUCUCAAAAGCUCACCAGGUUUGGAGAGUCUGGCGUGCUCGGCUUUCUCCAGCACCUUGAUUCCCGUGCCAGCGCGACUUUGCUGAUGGACUCCAUCGCUACCGAGUCUCGCCAGCAAUUGAUUCUCAGGCAGUUCGAGGGCCUGUUCCCGAUGCCAGUGGACACCGAGCCGAGUAUUUCGCAAAGCAUGGCGUGGACUCUGCUUGCGCCCUAUAUCACGUCCUGCCCUCAGAACAAUACUCGUCUGGUGUGGCUGAACUUCCCCGGUUUGAACAUCACGAACAACCCGAACGCCUCAACUUUGAGCAACCUGGACGAGGAUGGCCCCGCCAUAUCUGGGCACAACAACUCGCUGUCUGCUCCUGGCUACGUCCUCAACUUGCAGUGGGAGAACCCCGGUCUACCCGUCGGGCCCAACGGCUCAUACACUACCAACACGUCUGCAGGCACUCCGACGUAUGUUGCGUGGAUAUCGCAAUUGAACACAACGUACACGGCCCUCAACGUGACUGGGAAUAACACGGGUACGACGGUGCAGCCGCUCUGCGCUCCAAUCAACGGCACGAUGUUCGUCGCCAUCACCGACUCGAACAUAUAUGUGACCCCGCACAAUAUCACCCAGCUGGACCCGCACAUCGUUGCAGGGCCGGCUGUCUACCAAUCCGGCUGA
Dichomitus squalens LYAD-421 SS1 is the source of this 1233-nucleotide messenger RNA. RefSeq lists its product as uncharacterized. The coding region runs from base 1 to 1233 and encodes 410 amino acids. The transcript has 4 exons. The record is from RefSeq and is a predicted model, not a curated record. Lineage: Eukaryota; Fungi; Basidiomycota; Agaricomycetes; Polyporales; Polyporaceae.